This is a messenger RNA of Brassica oleracea var. oleracea, 1155 nucleotides long. RefSeq names its product aquaporin PIP2-7. Gene Ontology annotation, cellular component: plasma membrane. The coding region runs from base 75 to 920 and encodes 281 amino acids. The record is from RefSeq and is a predicted model, not a curated record. NCBI's taxonomy places the organism in Eukaryota, Viridiplantae, Streptophyta, Magnoliopsida, Brassicales, Brassicaceae. The transcript has 4 exons. Gene Ontology annotation, biological process: transmembrane transport. Gene Ontology annotation, molecular function: water channel activity.
AGAGACACUGUCCUCUUCACACACCCUUCUUACUCAAUUCAGACAAAACUCCAUAGCUGUCUAACGAGAAAAAAAUGUCGAAAGAAGUGAGCGAAGAGGGACAAACACACAGCCAUGGGAAAGACUACGUGGACCCUCCACCAGCUCCCCUUCUCGACAUGGGAGAGCUCAAGUCUUGGUCUUUCUACAGAGCCCUCAUCGCCGAGUUCAUCGCCACACUCCUCUUCCUCUACGUCACCGUAGCCACCGUCAUCGGCCACAAGAAGCAAACCGGUCCUUGCGACGGCGUCGGUUUACUCGGAAUCGCUUGGGCCUUCGGUGGUAUGAUCUUCGUCCUCGUCUACUGCACCGCCGGUAUCUCUGGUGGUCACAUUAACCCAGCUGUGACUUUCGGUCUGUUCUUGGCGCGUAAGGUAUCUUUGGUGAGAGCUGUUGGGUACAUGAUAGCUCAGUGUCUUGGAGCUAUCUGUGGUGUGGGUUUCGUGAAAGCUUUCAUGAAGACUCCUUACAACACUCUCGGUGGGGGAGCUAACACUGUAGCCGACGGUUACAGCACGGGGACUGCUCUUGGAGCUGAGAUUAUUGGAACUUUCGUUCUUGUUUACACCGUGUUCUCUGCGACUGACCCUAAGAGAAGCGCCCGUGACUCUCACAUCCCCGUUUUGGCUCCACUCCCAAUUGGAUUCGCUGUGUUCAUGGUGCAUUUGGCUACCAUCCCCAUUACUGGAACUGGAAUCAACCCAGCCAGAAGCUUUGGUGCUGCUGUUAUCUACAACAACGAGAAGGCUUGGGAUGACCAUUGGAUUUUCUGGGUUGGACCGUUUGUGGGAGCACUAGCAGCAGCAGCUUACCAUCAAUACAUAUUGAGAGCGGCAGCAGUUAAGGCGUUGGCAUCAUUCCGAAGCAAUGCAACCAACUGAUGAAUGUGAUGAAACAUCUUUCGUUAUGCUUUUUAUUUUUAUUUGUUGCUUUAUUUGUGUGUUAGCGAGAGAGAGCUUAUAAGUUUGGUGGAUUGAUUAUGUUAAUUAUGAAAUGGGUUUAUGAUUUUUUUUCUUUUUUUUUUUCCUACCCACUUUGUUAGCUUUUCAAUAUGUAGUUUAGUUUGCUGUGUCUUGUGAAUCAUCAUCCUUUGUUAGUUAUAUCCUUCUCUCUCUA